This is a messenger RNA of Lactuca sativa (garden lettuce), 2183 nucleotides long. Its product is annotated as DNA (cytosine-5)-methyltransferase DRM2. Gene Ontology annotation, cellular component: nucleus. The record is from RefSeq and is a predicted model, not a curated record. Gene Ontology annotation, molecular function: DNA (cytosine-5-)-methyltransferase activity; protein binding. Lineage: Eukaryota; Viridiplantae; Streptophyta; Magnoliopsida; Asterales; Asteraceae.
UUUAUAGAAAUGUAUGCUUCGGAUCUUUUUCUUUUUUGUGAGAGGGGUUCUCACCGAAAGCUCCUCUUGCGAGUCUCUAAAUGUAGUUAUCUUUGUAUGUAUAUAUUUAUUAGAUUUAGAGCUUUGUUCUUCUACUAGGCUAAAGGUUAUAAAGAAAUGGAUGAUCAUGUUUCUAGUGAGGAGAAUGAGAAUUUUGAUUGGAAUACUGAUGAUGAUCUUGAAAUAGAGAAUUACUCAUCCUCUUGUUCAACUUUAGUAACUACUACUAGGAAUACUCAAGCUAUUAUUAGCAAUGGGGAGGCGAGCACAUCAGCAGCAGCUCCUUCAAACUCCAAUCUUGUUGACCAGUUCCUAGGAAUGGGCUUCUCUGAAAAACAGAUUACAAAAGCAAUUAAAGAAAAUGGGGAAGAUAACGCAGAGUCCAUACUGGAAACUCUACUUACAUACUCAUCUCCGGAAGGAAACAUGACAUGUGAUAGCGAUUCUCAUCAGCAACAACAAUGUGUAAAUAAUGAUGAUUUUUCUUCUGACUAUGAUGAAACUGUUCCUGAUGAUUUAUCUGAGUUUGACAGCUGGUCUGAUGAUGAAAUACCUGAGAAUUACGAAUUGUUGCCUAAACAUGAGAAAGCAUUGUUAUCUUUGACAAGUAUGGGAUAUACAGUAGAAGAGGCUUCAGCAGCCGUGGAGAGAUGUGGUCCUGAUGCCUCGAUUGGAGAAAUAACUGAUUUCAUUUGUGCUGCUCAAAUGGCAAAGACAGAAGCUGUAUUUUAUGAGGAAGAGAAACCAAAAAAACUAUUUACCUCAAAUGGGAAACUCAAGAGAAAGAAAUUCCACGAGCUCGAGGCACAUAAAAGAAAAAAGCAAAAGGGCCCACUAACAGAAGAAGACGAAGUCAUCCGCCUCCCAAACCCAAUGAUCGGGUUUGGGGUCCCAUCCGGCUCAACCGCCAUAACCCACCGCACCCUCCCCGAUGCAGCCGUGGGCCCACCUUUCUUCUACUAUGAAAACGUAGCAUUAGCCCCAAAAGGCGUGUGGGACACAAUCUCCCGUUUCAUAUACGAUGUCCAACCCGAAUUUGUAGACUCACAGUAUUUUUGUGCAACCGCUAGAAAACGAGGAUACGUCCAUAAUCUCCCUAUAAAAAAUAGAUUUCCGAUUUUGCCCUUGCCACCUCGCACUAUCCACGACGCGUUACCCAUGACGAGAAGAUGGUGGCCCGAGUGGGACCCACGGACGAAACUUAAUUGUUUGCAAACGAGUUAUGCGAGUUCGAGAUUGACAGAUAGGAUCCGGAAGGCUCUAGAAAAGUGGGGGGAGAGUGAGAAUGUUCCGGAAGAUGUGAGGAAGUAUGUUAUGUAUGAGUGUAGGAAGUGGAAUUUGGUUUGGGUUGGGAAAAAUAAGGUUGCGCCUUUGGAGCCGGAUGAGGUGGAGAUGUUGUUGGGGUUUCCUAGGAAUCAUACGAGAGGUGGUGGGAUAAGUAGAACGGAUAGAUACAAGUCACUUGGGAACUCGUUUCAGGUUGACACAGUGGCAUACCAUCUCUCUGUACUAAAAGACAUAUUUCCAAACGGUAUAAACAUGCUCUCUCUCUUCUCUGGCAUUGGUGGUGCUGAGGUGGCGCUCCACAGGCUCGGGAUUCCUCUAAAAAAUGUUGUGUCAGUUGAACUCUCGGAAGCCAACAGAGACAUUGUGAGAAGCUGGUGGGAACAAACAAACCAAAAGGGCAAUUUGGUCCAUUUGGCAGAUGUCCAACAAUUGAAUCCUGACAAACUUGAACAACUUAUGAGACCUUUUGGUGGUUUUGAUCUUGUGGUUGGUGGAAGUCCGUGUAAUAAUCUUGCAGGGAGUAAUCGGGUGAGUAGAGAUGGACUUGAAGGUGAACAAUCCGCUCUGUUUUAUGAAUUUCCGCGUAUUCUAGACUUAGUUAAGUGUAUAAUGAAUGGGCAAAAUGAAAAUUAAGUCUCCUAAAGGGCCUAAAAUGAUGGUUUAAUUUGUACCUAAUUUGAAUUCUUCAUGGCCCCUUUUUUUGUUGUUUUUAUUUUAGUGGACUUUUAGAUCAAGACUCGGUAGUAAUAUUAUAAUAUAAGAUAAGAUGUUUGAUUAAAUAAGUUAGGAAGCAGAGAUUGUUCUCUGUGAAUUUUUGGUAAAUCAAUGAUUAUAAUGUAUGCGGAUUUUACGGUGCG